AUCGACAACAAGUUAUUUUAAAAAGUUAUCGAAACGUUAAAAAUGAGUGGGUUAUUCGAUGUCGACGACAUUUUAUCUGACCACGAAGAAUGGCUGAAACUGGACGAAGAGUGGGGCAAACCAAUAGACCUGGACACCGAAGAAGACCAAGCGCCGUAUCUCAAGUCAAUGUUCAGUACCUUAGACUUGAAGAAGACAACAUUUGAUUCGUCAUUUCUCUUCAAAAAGGUCAGAAGGAAAAUCGGCAGACAACUAUCAAAAAGAUCGACCAAUUCCUAUCUAGAUUACAAAGACUUUUUGAACGAUUUGCAAAAUAAUGCAUCGAGAGAAUCCACGAAGCAAUUUUACUUCGUCAAUGGACAGAUAAUGUCAGCGGUUUCGGUUGAAGAGAUAUGCGACGAAAUUGACAACUAUUUCAAAUCGAUUGAGAAGUUGACAUUAACUAGUACGAUUCGUAAUAAGAAUGAAAUGCCUGAAGUUGUCAAGUGCAGUAUGUCUAGUGGCGAUUUCUCUUUCGAUGAUACGGUUGUAGGAUCGAAUACAGACAAAUGUGACAGUGAAGACAUAAGCAGGUUCAUAGACCAGGCAUUUAAUGAUUUUAAUUCUUCAAUCGCUUCUAUGGAAGACGUUGAUGAUGUGACGAGAGAAUCAGUUACUACUUUAGUGAGGAAAUUUAGUAGUGUUUUGAAGAGUCCUUCUAUGAAUUGCUGUCCGAGACGACAACGCCAAUGCUGCGAGAAGUUCAGAGAUUUAGCAGAGUUCUGGAAGAAGAGAACUCUGGAACAUAACUGA
Molecule: messenger RNA, 792 nt
Organism: Papilio machaon (common yellow swallowtail)
Lineage: Eukaryota; Metazoa; Arthropoda; Insecta; Lepidoptera; Papilionidae
Exons: 1
Coding region: 43-792 (249 amino acids)
Source: RefSeq, a predicted model, not a curated record